This is a messenger RNA of Phaedon cochleariae (mustard beetle), 2990 nucleotides long. The record is from the annotation of a GenBank genome assembly. Lineage: Eukaryota; Metazoa; Arthropoda; Insecta; Coleoptera; Chrysomelidae.
AUGUCAUAGGUGUUUAGCUCUGGCACAUCGAAGAGGUGUGUGACAUCGGGCAACUCUUAGCUAGUAUGUGAAGUGGUUCUUGUCCAGAAUGGUGCACCCGACAAAUUUGUUGCGUACCGAGUCUGAUAACGCUAACUUUGCGGCCCCGACAGGGAAUUACAUGAACGAAAUCGACUGCGGGUUGACCGUUCUGCCGUUCCUCACGAAAUGCUUGGGGUUGGAGAGGUUCGCAAGGUUCAGUGUUCUCGUAGGGCUCUUGUCGGUGCUGGGUUUCCUCCAAGGGGUCAUUCUCAUCUAUUUCCGGAGUACGUCCCAGCUGUGGGUGGCGCACUAUGAGGUACCCGUUCCAGGUUGGUUUAUUUUCGCGAACGAGAUAUCUGUCGGUAUAUUUGCAUUAUAUGUGGCUUACUGGGGAAACCGAAUACAUCGAGCAAGUUGGAUGGGAACUCUAACUAUAUUUCUUUCCAUAUCGUGUGCAACUUUGGCAAUUCCCGAAAUUUAUAAUCCAUUUACUGGAGUUGAGAUUAAUAGUGCCAUUACAGGCCCAGCACUAUGUAAUACAAACAAAUCUGCCGACUUUGCAGUGGAAACUAUCCAUUGGAAGACAUAUUCGAUUACUUUAGCAAUUAUCUUACUGUUUCAAACAUUAUUCGGUAUGGCUAAUGUAGCAUUCAUAACUCUUGGUAUGACAUACUUGGACGACCAUAUUUUUCCGAAACACAGUCCUGUUUAUAUUGGAAUGGCAUUUGGAGCUAGUGAACUUGGGAAGCAGCUGGGAGUUUACAGUUCAUGGGUCCCUUACAUUUUCGAUAUAUAUAUGAUAUUUGCAUCACCAGUAUGGAUCAUCAUCACAGUUUCGACUUUUGUGAUCGGAAGCAUAAUUUCUUUGUUUCCACAAAUUCUUCCAAAAAAAGCUAUGAUGAAAUCUGUGAAUUCACUGGUCAGCUUCGCUUCUGGCAUAGAUCUUGAAGAAGAUGAGGAAGUCAUAGAUGGAUUUUUCGUCACUGUAGCGAGACUGCUGAAGAAUAAAGUUCUCCUACUGAACAUAUUCUCAUUUGUUGCACUCGAAUCAGCCUUGGUGAAUUUCAACUUACUAGAAAGAUAUUUCAACCAAGCCAAAUAUCACAUUUCCAUCAAGGACAUUUCUGGUUAUAGUGAUCCAGAACUGAUUCAAUUUUCCAAAACUCUCCUAAAGCAACCAGUUGCUGCUCUCUUUGUAUUAACCUCAGGAAUGGUGAUCGCCAAAUUCAAACCCACAGCUAAACAACUAGUCACUUGGAAUGUUUUCGUAUUCUUCUCUACAGCCCUUGUUUUUUCCGCUACAGUAUUUUCAAACUGUACUCGUGGACCUAUAAAUCAUCAUAAAAACGCUAUAAGCAUCCCUUAUUGUAGCAGUAAUUGUGGAUGCUCAGCUGAUGAAUUAUUCCAACCAAUAUGUGUGGAUGGAAAAACAUAUUUCUCGCCUUGUUUGGCUGGUUGUACAAGUUUCACAGCUGGAAUCAAGGUCUAUAAUAAUUGUUCUUGUGGAACCAUCAUAUCCGAAGGAUCUUGUGAUAAGGAGCAUUGUAGAUUGGUACUGGCAAUGGUACAAGCGAAUAGUGUGAUAUCAUAUGGUCUACUAGCAUCUACUGUAGUCCCAAACAUCAUCAUAAACAUUAGAAGUGUUCUCAACAAAGACAAAGCCGUUGCACUCGGUCUAGGAAUGACUUUCGUGGGAAUCAUUCCAUACGUUCCCGUAAAGUUGAUGUAUGACUCUGUUGCAGAUAACUUUUGUGAAAUCAAGAACAAAACUGGUUGCCAAUACUUCUCUGAGUGGUUUGCGAUAUUCCUCUCAUCGAUGACAAUAUUCUUUAUAUUCCUCGCUGCUUGCCUAGCCACCACACUGCUUUGCAUUAUAAGAGAUCUUCCUUUAUACGAAGGAAAACACUAUUCAAGCAGCUCGGAUAUAGAGAUACGUAUCCUGCCACCAGACCCCAAUCAACCUGAACCUAGGGCUGUUGUUCCUGGACUCACUACUCUUCGAGCUGAAGAAGAAUAUCCUUUCAUGCGUACAUUCAACGAAAGUAAAUUCGGUUUUUCACCAGUGCUCCACAGAGUCACUGCGAUCAGAGAAGAAGGGCCACCGUCUCCCUCUACUUUCAGCUCAAGAUCAAAUAAUGCUCCACAUAAUUCAAGAACCUCUAUCAAUUCUGAUGGAUCUUUAGGUGCAUCACUUGAGGCAAUUGCCAAUGAGAUAGGAGAUACAUGUGAUGAGGAGAUGAAGAGGGAAACAAAUUCCUCAGGCUCAUUGAAGACGUCAUUGGGCUACAUAGUUUUAAAGGUUGAUAAACCUGAUCCACAUAUCGAACAAGAUGAAAAUAUUUAUGAAGAAGUUUAUGCUAGCAAGAGUGUUCAGAGUGAUCUGUGAGUUAGUAAUCAGUUUUAUGAUUUAUUCACUUAUCUACAUUACAGCAGAGGUGAGGUCCUCAUCUAAUUCAAUAUCUUCAUCGAAUAUUUUCAAGUCCUUGACGAAGUACCAUACUGCAACGUCGAACAAUGUUCCAAUCAGUACAAAAGCUGCUGCUGUAUAGUUCAUGGUAUACCUCAAGGUCUCUCCGUUAUACAACCAGCAGUUGCCAUUUCCAGUACAAGUUUUGCCCCACACCAGGCAAGCUUUGUCUGUAAGAAAAUACUGUUCUAGCUUUAUCAAAAUAGGUUGUGCUCUCUCUUGUUACCUAAAAUUAUACCGAAGAGUAUAGGGGAUGGAACGAAUGCACACAAGCUCAUGAGCAUAAGUCCAAGACCCAUGGCUACUGGUUUAUCUUUCUCUUCCACGCACCUGGAAAAAAUGAUUGGUAAUUUUUUACUUUACGUUGAAUGAUAGCUGAUAGGGACUACUUAUAUCUAUUAUAUAUAUGAAUAGAACCUACAAAGUUACUCAUUUUAGAAAAAAACUGUUAUGAUAUUUUCUGAAACAUUCAGCAGUUCCAAUAACAAUACAAUUACAAUAC